AUGGACGAUCAAGAUCCAGAGAUUGAGCAGGAGAACGACGAUGCGCUGCAGGACUUUCUAGGCACCACUUCCUUUGGCAAGCAGAAGCGGCAAUCAAAUGUGGGCAAACAGGUGGAGCUGAGUAAACGGCCAACAGCAGUGGUGGCAGAUGGAUCAAGAGGGGAUGAACAUGGCAGCAAGGCGGAUGGCGCGAAUGUGAAGGACUCCGAGAAGGAUUCAGACGACGACGACGACGACGAAGAUGACGAUGAUAGCGACGAUGAGGACGAAUUCCCCGUCUCACAUGAAAUGGUGAUCAAGACACACGACCGCGCCAUUACCGCGGCGACCCUGGACCCAUCUGGAGGCAGAUUAAUCACCGGUUCCAUGGACUGCACGCUCAAAUUCCACGACUUCGCCUCAAUGACACCAACAACCAUUCGCGCAUUCAAAUCGGUAGAUCCAACUGCUACCAAAGGCGCCGCGAAUGUGGAAACACAUCCAGUUCACCAAGUCCUCUUCAAUCCUCUAUCUGCCCAACAUGUCCUGGUCGCUACAGCUCUCCCGCAAGCAAAAAUCAUGUCCCGCGAUGGCGAAGUCGUCGCCGAGUUUGUCAAAGGCGACAUGUAUCUGCGGGACAUGCACAACACAAAAGGACACAUUUCCGAGGUUACGACCGCUACAUGGCACCCUACGGAUCGUAAUUUGUGUGUCACAGCAGGCACAGACAGUACUUUGAGGAUCUGGGACGUGAAUCAUGCGAGACAACAAAAGGAAGUGAUAGUCCACAAAUCGCGGGCUGCAGGAUCGGCUGGUCGGACUCGCAUGACAGCUGUGGCCUGGGCUUCUCCACUGCAAGGUGGUAACAACCUCCUCGUGGGAGCCGCACUGGACGGCAGUCUCGUCAUGUGGGCAGGCGAAGGACCGUACUCUCGUCCUGCUGCGGAGAUUCGCGACGMACAUGUGAAAGACACCUGGACCAGCGGCCUAGCCAUCAGCCCUGACGGUCGCAGUGUUGUUACUCGAGGCGGUGACGAUACCAUCAAACUCUGGGACACUCGCAAGUUCAAGUCUCCCAUCACGACGGUCUCCCACACCUCGACAUCCUCUCAAUACUCUACAACCAACAUUGCCUUUUCUCCAACGGGAGCCAAUAUCUUGACGGGCUCGGAAGAGGGCAAUUUACACAUUCUCAACCCCGCCACACUCCGUCCAGAGCUCGUCACGCCUGUCACUCCUGGAAGUCCGCUGAUAACAGUCCUCUGGCAUCCAAAGCUCAACCAGAUUCUCACCGGGUCCGCCAACGCAGAGGCUCAUCUACUUUACAACCCCAACACAUCUCUCGCGGGCGCGAAAACGGUCAUGUCCCGGGCCCCGAAGAAGCGACAUGUAGACGACGAUCCCAACUUUACAACUGAUCUGUCGCAUGGUAUCUCUGGGGAUGCCAUUAUUGUGCCAGGUUCGGGGUCUGUUCCCAGCGCAUCGACCUACGCAAGCCGACAUCCCACAGUAGGACUCACGGCCAGCGGCAAAUCGAGGGAUCCCAGACGACCGCACGUKCCUGUCGUAACUCCCUUCGCAAAGGGCAAUCCAGACGAGGACUAUGUGAAGAAUCACAUUGCACUAUCUGGGCUGAGAGAUGAAGAUCCUCGGGAAGCCCUGUUGAAGUAUGCCGACAAAGCGAAGAAUGAUCCGAUGUUUACGAACGCGUGGAAGACGACGCAGCCCAAAACCAUCUAUGCCGAAGCAUCUGACGAUGAGGACGAAGAGCCGGCUGCCAAGAAGGUGAAGCAAUGA
Molecule: messenger RNA, 1776 nt
Organism: Ramularia collo-cygni
Lineage: Eukaryota; Fungi; Ascomycota; Dothideomycetes; Mycosphaerellales; Mycosphaerellaceae
Product: probable RRB1 protein, involved in the regulation of ribosome biosynthesis
Exons: 1
Coding region: 1-1776 (591 amino acids)
Biological process (GO): regulation of DNA double-strand break processing
Cellular component (GO): site of double-strand break; nucleus
Molecular function (GO): protein binding
Source: RefSeq, a predicted model, not a curated record